Fusarium coffeatum is the source of this 318-nucleotide messenger RNA. RefSeq lists its product as uncharacterized. The record is from RefSeq and is a predicted model, not a curated record. Lineage: Eukaryota; Fungi; Ascomycota; Sordariomycetes; Hypocreales; Nectriaceae. Bases 1 to 318 code for a protein of 105 amino acids. The transcript has a single exon.
AUGUCUUCCUUCACUACAAUCACCACCUCCGCUGUCUCAGCUGCCACAUCAGCCAGCGAAACAACUUUCAUCGAAGACGGAUCCCACUCUGACAAAAUCGCCAUCAUCGGCAUGACUAUCGGCAUGGUACUCCUCUUCCUCAUCUUCAUCUUGCCCUGUAUUUGCUUUCAGGGUCUCGCGCACUUGCAGCAGAAGAGAGAGGAGAAGAAGGUGGCUAUGGAGCAGGCGGCGCGCGAUGCAGGGCUUGGAAGGGUGGUUGCUGAGCAGAGAAGUCUCAAUAUCUAUGAACGGGAUGCGGUGCCUGGUGCGCAGGUUUGA